Molecule: messenger RNA, 393 nt
Organism: Enterobius vermicularis (human pinworm)
Lineage: Eukaryota; Metazoa; Nematoda; Chromadorea; Rhabditida; Oxyuridae
Source: the annotation of a GenBank genome assembly
AUGUUUAGUUUUCAAGAUGCCACUAUUUUACGGCAAAUGAAAGAGGAACCACUGGGAAUCCGUACACAUUGGACACCAACUGUAGUUGAUACCUCACCAACAAGCGCUCAACUAGUUCGAGCUCAUUUUGAGAAACAUCCACCAAGCAACCUUCGAAAGAGCAAUUUCUUCCAUUUUGUUGUUGCGCUCUACGAUCGUGUUGGACAACCGAUUGAGAUCGAGCGAACACAGUUUGCUGAUUUUGUGGAAAAAGAUCGUGAAGUUGAUGGACAAGUAACCCGGAACGGAAUCCAUUAUAAGCUGUGGCUAGUGUUUGCCAAUGGUUCGGUUAAAUUUCUUCAUCUACCUAUUUAUUCAUUAAUUCCAUCUGUAUCGGCUACAGAUGUUUCCUGA